Molecule: messenger RNA, 2626 nt
Organism: Maylandia zebra (zebra mbuna)
Lineage: Eukaryota; Metazoa; Chordata; Actinopteri; Cichliformes; Cichlidae
Product: FYN-binding protein 1
Biological process (GO): T cell receptor signaling pathway; protein localization to plasma membrane; integrin-mediated signaling pathway
Cellular component (GO): plasma membrane
Molecular function (GO): protein binding
Source: RefSeq, a predicted model, not a curated record
AGAGCAUUUCCUCAUUCGCAGUAAGCUCAGUGUGGUUGUGCGUGCAGCAGCACACACAGCUACAUCGGCCUGGAUACUGGUGUUACUACUAGACAUGGAACGUUUUGACCACUAAUAAACUAUCACUGAAGGAAAAGAUGGGGGACAGCGUUGAUGUCAAGGCUCUGAGAGCCAAGUUCAACAGCAAAUCCAGCACCUCGGAUACCAGCAGCCGGGACAGCGGCUCGCCGAAAUCUCCUCGACCUGGGUUUGGGAGAGCCAUUCUUCCAGUGGCAGAGAGCGAGCUGACACAGAGACUUUCACCCACGAUUCCUCCUCAUCUGGCUGGCCCAGGCCCGGUGAGACUCCCGAGAAUUGAGCCGAUGGCGGCUUCGAUCCCUCCCAGACCGGGUUCGUUCCCUCGACCGCCUGCCUAUGCUGGACUCAGAACCCCCACUCAGCCAACAGAUGCUACCAAAGUCAAGCAGACGGGGGAGAUGCUACAGAACAUGAUGCUGAGGCAUCAGAAGUCCCCGGUCCCCCAGGUACCCCAGGUACCCCAGGUACCCCAGGUACCCCAGGUACCCCGACUAGGAGCUGGAAGCUCAGCUCCUGUUCCACCUCCCACCUCUACCCCUCUUCCACUCAGACAGCAGCCUCGACAGAGGAGCGCGGGGGAAGUGACCCCACUGAGGAGGCCUCUGCCCCCUGAAGGACCGAUGCCCGUGAAACCUAAAAGACCUCCGACUGUCAACUUGGAGCCGUUUCGGAGGAACAGGAGAGGGCUUCCUCCUGCUCUUCCUGCCCCGAGGACGAGUGAUGGCUCAGGAAGCAGAAGGAUGUCUUUACCUGUAGCACCACCGGCAGUGGUCAGUCCUCCAAAACCUCCACAACGCUCUGACAAACCCAACAGACUGCAGCGGCAGAUUGCCUCUGCGGACCUGGACGAAGACGAACAGGAUCCCUAUGACGAUAUCGACAUUGACAAAAAUGAGAACUGCAGCGAACACAGUUCACAGUGUGUUGAUGGGGAUGAUGACGACGAGGUGUAUGAGAUGAUUGAUGAGGAGCAAGAGAAAGCCACCAUGAAAGAAGUUAAGAAGAAACAGGAGAAGGACAUGAAAGAGAUUCAGAAAAAAAUGAGUGAGCUCAAGAAGAAAUUUCAGUUACAAGGAGAGAUAGAGGUUAUUCACACCGCCAAAGUCCGGUACGACUGGAAUGGGGAAGGGAAACUGGACCUGAGCGUGCACCAGGGGGACAGCGUGGAGAUCCUCCGUGUGACGGGUAACCCGGGAGGCAGAUGGUUGGCACGCACUAUGAAUGGAAACUAUGGAUACAUCAACAACUCGUGUGUGGAUAUUGACUAUGAAGCAGUGAAGAUCAAACACGGGUACAAAAAAUCAAACUCACAAGCGUUACCUCCACCACCCCCGGACCCACCACAGAUCUUUAAUAUGGACUCCGACAACAGAGACAGCCUGAUUCAAGAUGAGGAUGACUAUGAUGAUGUCCAACCACUACCUGAAGAUUUCCCACCUCCGCCACCUGAAAUCAGCAUAGACCCCAAAGUGGAGAAGGAUUUGAAAAAAAAAUUUAAGUAUGAUGGACCACUCAGGGUGCUGCACACCAUGUUAGUGGAUCCUAACUCCAUCAUAAAGAAACCAGGAGCAAAAGAUCUGCCUGUAACACAGGGAGAGAUUGUGGAUGUCAUCCAGCUCACCAACAGCAAGAAAGCUCUGUGUCGCAACAGGUUUGGGAAAUAUGGUUAUGUGUCCAGAUCUCUUCUUCUUCCAAUGGAACAAGACAUUUAUGAUGACGUCGACUAUGCAGAUGAUGUCUACGACAACGAUUCUCUGUAACAUGAUUAUUAAAGUGUAUCAAACUAAACAUACAAGAGAGAAAAGGAAACAAACAAACCAAACAUUUUUUAGCUUUAUCGAACUAUAACCAAAAACUGGAUGCUAGAAAAUCAAGUAAAGACAGAAUCUGUCUGGAUACAGAUGCUUUAUUUGAUUGCACAAACUUCAGAAAUGUGUUGAAAAGUCACAGGUUUGUAGAGUUUCUGUAGAUUUGUUUGUGCUAAGCUGUAUAAAAGUUCAAACUUAAUCCAACUGUGUAAUUAUUCAAACUGACAAAAUCAAACGAUAUAUCAAACUUAAAUAUAAAUAUAAUAAUUUAUAAGGACUUGGGGUUUUUUUGUCCACAAAAGGUCACUCAUAAUAAGACUGUGUAAACAAACUUACUGUAAACCUUCACUCACCUGCCACUAUAUUACCUGCUCAACGUAUCAACACGUGAUGUCACAGAGCUCACUCUACUCAAAUGGCCUCCACAGUCACCAGAUCUCGGUCCUGUUCAUGGACUCACAGACUCACAACAUGGAUGUGCAGCCAACAAAAUCUGCAGUGACACUUGAAUCUCUGCCAUAAAGAAUUAAAAAUGGUUUUAAAAACAAAAUGUGGGCUGGAACCUUAUAUUAGUAAUGUAUAGCUAAUAAAGUGGCUGGUGAGUGUAAGUGCACACAGAUUGUCGAAGGUCAACAAACUCAUCAGUGUUUGUCAAAGUGCUUGUAUAGAAAAUAAAUACACUAUUACUGUUGAUGUGUGUAUUUUUCACCCUCUGAGAUAAUUUAAAUAAAAUAGUUUUU